This is a messenger RNA of Panicum virgatum (switchgrass), 2821 nucleotides long. Its product is annotated as serine/threonine-protein kinase-like protein At3g51990. NCBI's taxonomy places the organism in Eukaryota, Viridiplantae, Streptophyta, Magnoliopsida, Poales, Poaceae. The transcript has a single exon. Bases 194 to 2065 code for a protein of 623 amino acids. Gene Ontology annotation, molecular function: ATP binding; protein kinase activity. The record is from RefSeq and is a predicted model, not a curated record. Gene Ontology annotation, cellular component: plasma membrane. Gene Ontology annotation, biological process: protein phosphorylation.
ACACACACACACUCUCUCUCAGUCUCUCUCCCACCAUCCCUCCUCCGCGCUGCCAGUGCCAGGAAAAUUCCACACGCCCCGUUUCGGAUCCCCUCUCCCUUCUCCGCUUCGCUUCUCUCUGACUCUUCCUCCCCAGCUCCUGCGACGGCGGAGGUCCCCCCCCGCGCGCGGCGACCCGGGCGGCGGGCGCCGGAUGGGGUACCUCUCGUGCCGCACGGACUCGUCCGUGGCGACGUGCCGCUCCAUCACGGCCAUCUCGCCGCUCCCCAUCUCGCGCCGCUCCGGGGGCGGCGGCGGCGGCGGCGGCGGCUCCUCCAGGCCCGCCGCGCUGCCGCCGGCGGGCGCCGCCGCGGUCGAGCGCUUCGACUACGCGGAGCUGGAGGCGGCCACGUCCCACUUCGCGGAGGCCGCGCUGCUGGGGAGGGGCAGCCACGGGGCCGUCUACAAGGCCGUGCUCCCCUCGGGCCGCGCCGUCGCCGUCAAGCGCCCCUCCCCGCGCCGCCCCGAGGUGGACAACGAGAUCCGCAUCCUCUCCUCCGUCCGGGGCCCGCGCCUCGUCAACCUGCUCGGCUUCUCCGACCCCGGCACCGGACCCGCCGAGCGCCUGCUCGUCGUCGAGUACAUGCCCAACGGCACGCUCUACGACCUGCUCCACUCCAACCCGCGCCCGCCGGGCUGGCCGCGCCGCCUCCGCCUCGCGCUCCAGACCGCCAGGGCGCUGCGCGCGCUCCACGACGCCGACCCGCCCGUCAUCCACCGCGACGUCAAGUCCGCCAACGUCCUGCUCGACGCCAACCUCGACGCGCGCCUCGGCGACUUCGGCCUCGCCCUCCGCGUGCCCAGGGCCAACGGCGCCAAUGCCGCCGCCGCCGCCGCGCCCGCUCCCGCCGGCACGCUGGGCUACCUCGACCCGGCCUACGUCACGCCCGAGAGCCUCAGCACCAAGACCGACGUCUUCAGCUUCGGGAUCCUGCUGCUCGAGAUCAUGAGCGGCCGCAAGGCCAUCGACGUCCAACACUCGCCGCCGUCCGUCGUCGAGUGGGCGGUCCCCCUUCUGCGCAAAGGCAGGGUGGCCGCGCUGUUCGACCCGCGCGUGGCGCCGCCGCGGGACCCAGCCACCCGCAAGGACCUGGCCGCGCUGGCCGCCAGCUGUGUGCGCUCGUGCAGGGAGCGGCGGCCGUCCAUGGCUGACAUCGUCGAGCGGCUCAGGGUUCUCAGCAAAGCGGUGUCUGCUAAGGUGUGGAACGGGCUCGCCGACGGUCUUGCAGUGGUCGGCAACCCUUGCGCCGUCGUUGAUGUUCAGAAGACCAUCUCAAAGCGAGCCGCUGCCAGCAGCAGAGCUGAAUCAGAGCGGGAAUCGACUUCAGCAUUGGCGUUUGAUGAUGAUGAAAAGGAGGAUGCGGAUGCAGAGGCCUUGGAGGAGGAUCAGGUACCGUUGGUUGGCGCCAAGAAGUCACCCCGGCGGCUGAAGAAUGGGAUAGUGUUGUCUGAGGCUGGGGCUCGGGAGAGGAGAAAUCUCUUGGAGCUCAUGGCUAGGAUCGAUGGUGUUGCCGGCCAAAGAUUCGGCAUUAGCAGAGCCAGAACAGUUCGUGCUGCUGGUGAGCUUAUUGAAAAGGAUGCGGUUUUGCUCCUAAGGAGGAAUAAGACUGUAAGAGUUGUUGGAUCUGAGGGGCUCCCAAGAUCCGAAAGGGUUUCUCACUUUGAUGUGAAGAUAAAACACAAAGUGGCGAAAGAACAAGAGAAGGCAGGGGAAGUACAAGCUAAGGUUGAGGAAGUCCAAGCCAAGGCAGGGGAAGUUCAAGAGAAAAAACAAGAGAACACAUGUGAAACCCAAGAAAGUUCCAAGGAAAUAGUGGGCGAAGCAGAUAAAUUGUUAGAAGAGACUUAUGCAAACCUCGACAAAGAAGAGAGAAUUCAAGAAUGCAAAGGGCAAAGCCUUGAAAAAGCAGAAAAUGUUAACGAGAAUGAAGGCAACAUCCAAGGCACCACAGAGAAGAUUCGAGAAAGUGAAGGGGAAAUCCAAGACAAAGUAGACAAAAUCCAUUUGAACAGCGGGGAUAGUUAAAUUUGUACAAUGAUCUUGAGGUCAGUUUAAUCAAUUAUCUCCUUGCAGUAUAUCUCAAGGACAAAGCUUGCGAGAUGGAAAUCUCAUUCCCAGUUCCCAGCUAUCUUCAUGGUAAUGGCAUUAUACCAGAAGUAUUGGUGAUUGGCCAAUACAGCCUUGAAUUCAGAUCCAAGCAAUGUGAUCUAUCAUUUGGGAAUGCCAGCAAUGACAAAUACUCCCAAGCUAUUGAAUCUUGGGUGAUAGCCAAUACAAUGGUUUACUGCUGAUAUCUUCAGAUUCGAUUUAAGCAACUGGUAAUCAUUGCGCUGCUUCAAUCCGAGUCAGGUGGAGGCGUGGAGCUUCAAAAGGCUGCUAAUUAGUAAAUUGCUGUAGUGAUGUAGCAUUCUUUCAUUGAUUAUUUUUCCUGCCUGCAUUCAACAAGAAGCAUCAACUGUCGAAGUUGAUUUGUAUAUAUGUAGGCAUAGUGGUAGCUGCAGUAGUGUAAGCAUGGCUGAACUCUUGAGAUCGAAACAACAAAGCAGUGGAUCUCCAGAUUCGAUUUAAGCAACUGGUAAUCAGUUUGCAGCUUCAAACCGACUCAAGUGGAGCUUCAAAAUGGCUGCUAGUUGAAGUAGAUUGUUGUAUUCUCUCGUUGAAUAUUUUUGCUGUCUGCAUACAAUGAAACAACAAGCAUCAUGAAAUGCCGAGUUGAUUUUGUAUAUAUAGGACAGUGGUACAUGUCCUCGUGCAAUGCUCACAUGCUCGUGUUCUAGUCCA